AAAAUAAAACAAAUUUAUAAAAAAAAUUACAUUUCCUGUAAAAAAAAGGAAAAACAAGAAAAUGAAAAAAUUAUGAAAAAAGUGCUAAAAGUGUAAAUUACUAAAAUAAAUUUUUAACAAACAAAUCAAGAAAAAAAAUUUCUUAAAAUGAGUGAAACUCCUACCAAUUCCACAAACAUGACGCGUGAGGAAGAAGAAGAGGAAGUGCGCACCUUGUUAGAACGUCAUCAGGAACGUAUAAGACUAGAUUUGGCCAAUACUGAACUACUGGCGGUUUUAGUAAAAAAUUCCGUUUUAACACAAUCCGAAGAAGAUCUGCUACUCAAACCCCAUAAUGCUGCUGUACAAACCGCAUCGGCUCCCUCUUCGGUAGGGGUAACCAAACGUAAACUAAGUGCUGUCAUCAGUAAUGCUAGCGGUACCAGCAGUAGUGCUGGCAGUACCACCAGUGCCUCACUGGCCCAUAACAAUGAUAACAAUAGUAUUACCAAUUCACGUAGUGCCAGUGUUGUGGGUGAUAAUGCUCAAAGUGAUAAUCGUUCGAUUACACCUUCGGUGGUGGUCAAUCUGUCGCAACAGCAACAACAGCAGCAGAAUUCCGAUAAUUUAAGUGAUUUAUAUAGUACGAAAGACGAACUGAAUCAUCACAUUUUAAAUGAUGCCGAUAUUAUACGUUUGCAAUGCGCCAAUUUAAUUGAGAUCAUUGCCAAAAAUGGUUUCGAGAAAUUUAAACAAUUUUGUUAUGCCAUCGAGAACGAGUGUCCCCAAUUGAUUGAGGAUUUAAUAAAUGAUCGUCUGAAAUGUGGUAUGUAUAAGAAGUAUGUUUAAAACAUGGUUUAUUGAAAAUGUAUUGGUUGGA
Lucilia sericata (common green bottle fly) is the source of this 859-nucleotide messenger RNA. RefSeq lists its product as uncharacterized. Lineage: Eukaryota; Metazoa; Arthropoda; Insecta; Diptera; Calliphoridae. The coding region runs from base 148 to 828 and encodes 226 amino acids. The transcript has 2 exons. The record is from RefSeq and is a predicted model, not a curated record.